Molecule: messenger RNA, 1176 nt
Organism: Trichoderma gamsii
Lineage: Eukaryota; Fungi; Ascomycota; Sordariomycetes; Hypocreales; Hypocreaceae
Product: acyl-CoA desaturase
Exons: 4
Coding region: 1-1176 (391 amino acids)
Biological process (GO): unsaturated fatty acid biosynthetic process
Cellular component (GO): endoplasmic reticulum membrane
Molecular function (GO): iron ion binding; stearoyl-CoA 9-desaturase activity; heme binding
Source: RefSeq, a predicted model, not a curated record
AUGGCCGUUGAACCAAGGAUCUUAUACCAGACCGGCAGAGUCUUUAAGCAAACUCUUUACGAUAGUAGACGUUUUCUUUCUACUUUACAGCCGAACAACAUUACUUUCUGUAUCAUUCUGCCUCUUAUUGGAUUCUUGUGGAGCUUCUUCCAGUUGUUAUCUCAUCAAACAUUUAUCUUGGGAGGAAUAUUAUAUAUAAUAUCUGGCGUUGGUAUCACGGCUGGUAAUGUUCAGGGCUCAAUAUUGAACUGGUGCCAAAUGCAUCGUGCCCACCACCGUUAUGUGGAUACUCCAAAAGACCCGUACAAUGUGAGCAAGGGCAUAUGGUGGUCUCACAUGGGAUGGCUGAUUUUCAAACCUGAUCCUGACUCGAAAGGGCAUGUUGAGGUUUCUGAUUUGCUCCAGGACCAAGUAGUGAUGUGGCAACACAGAAACUUCCCCUUUCUGUGCCUUUUCACUAGUUAUGCUCUUCCUUUUCUUAUUGCCAGAUUUGGAUGGAACGACGGACUAGGCGGCCUUCUCUAUGCCGGCAUCAUCCGAGUAUUCCUCUUCCAACAGGCAACUAACUGUGUCAACUCGUUGGCACAUUGGCUCGGAGAUCAGCCGUACGCAGAUGCAACAUCGCCAAGGGAUCACAUUUUCACUGCGCUAGUUACCUUUGGAGAAGGCUACCAUAACUUCCACCAUGAGUUCCCCGCUGAUUACCGGAAUGGUAUUAGGUGGUUUGACUAUGACCCUACUAAAUGGUGUAUAUCGCUUUGGGGUUGGCUGGGUUUGGCAAGUCAUCUACAGGAGUUUGAAGCUAAUGAGAUUAACAAAGCCAUUUUUCAACAGAAAUGGAAGCUGAUCGAGCGGCUCAAGUGUCAAAUCAAUUGGGGCCCUCCGGCGGAUACACUCCCUAUCUACUCUUGGUCUGAGUACGAAGCUCUCUGUAUUAAUCAUGGCGGCUCCAGGCAUUUGAUCUGUAUCUCAGGGGUCAUCUAUGAUGUUGAACGAUUCAUUGAGAGUCAUCCGGGCGGUAGAGCUCUCCUGGUCGCACACAUUGGCAAGGAUGCUACUGCAAGCUUCCAUGGUGGCGUUUAUAAACAUUCCAAAGCUGCUAGCAACUUGUUAGAUAAUAUGCGUUUUGGAGUUGUCCGUGGAGGAGGUCAAGUGGAAGAAGCAAGUAAGCGUUAG